UGACCCGGAUGUUCACUCUUGGGCACCCGGGGAAGUGGAAGCGCCGGGCCCUGCUGCGGGGGGGAGAGCCACAGACGCUGGGACAGGGACUGCCGCCGCCGCCGCCACCAUGAGCGAUCAACAGCUGGACUGUGCCUUGGACCUAAUGAGGCGCCUGCCUCCACAGCAGAUCGAGAAAAACCUCAGUGACCUGAUCGACCUGGUCCCCAGUCUGUGUGAAGAUCUCCUGUCAUCUGUUGACCAGCCCCUGAAAAUCGCCAGAGACAAGGUGGUGGGCAAGGACUACCUUUUAUGUGACUAUAACAGAGACGGAGACUCCUAUAGGUCACCGUGGAGUAACAAGUAUGAUCCUCCUUUGGAAGAUGGGGCCAUGCCGUCUGCUCGACUGAGAAAGCUGGAGGUGGAGGCCAACAAUGCCUUCGACCAAUACCGAGACCUGUACUUUGAAGGUGGCGUCUCAUCUGUCUACCUCUGGGAUCUGGAUCACGGCUUCGCUGGAGUGAUCCUCAUAAAGAAGGCUGGAGACGGGUCAAAGAAGAUCAAAGGCUGCUGGGAUUCCAUCCAUGUGGUGGAAGUACAGGAGAAGUCCAGCGGCCGUACCGCCCAUUACAAGUUGACGUCCACGGUGAUGCUGUGGCUGCAAACCAACAAAUCCGGCUCAGGCACCAUGAACCUGGGAGGCAGCCUGACUAGACAGAUGGAGAAAGAUGAAACCGUGAGUGACUGUUCUCCACACAUAGCCAACAUUGGGCGCCUGGUGGAGGACAUGGAAAAUAAAAUCAGAAGUACACUGAAUGAGAUCUACUUUGGGAAAACAAAGGAUAUCGUCAAUGGGCUGAGGUCUGUGCAGACAUUUGCAGACAAAUCAAAGCAAGAAGCUCUCAAGAACGACCUGGUGGAGGCCUUGAAGAGAAAGCAGCAGUGUUAAACCUCUGCUUCACGCUAACCGGACAUGCCAUGCACUCGUUAGGUUCCUUUCUUAGAAAACUCGUUUUCUGCUCCUUUUCCCUCCUCCUUCCCUCCCCAAUGGGUCACGUAACAGUUUGCAUCGACCACGCAGCGCCAUCGCUCCCCAAGAAUAAAGCCCGAUAACCACCCUCCUCUGGCUCCAAGGCCCGCUUCCCACGACAUUUCCAUAGAGACCAUGUGUUUUUUUUUUUUUUUUUGUUUGCCUGGGCCCCGUCUUCCUCCCUGUCCCAUUUAUAAGCAUAUAUACUGUCAGCCACUUCUCCUCCCAUCUUUUUGUUACAUUGGUGUAAAAAAUGUAAAACAAAAACAUUUUAUGAACUAACUGGUGUGUGAGAGAGAAGAACUGGAAAUCAGAUUCCAUGUGUACUUGGGAGUUGCUUGGAGUUGGGGGCCGGGGGGACAGCAGACAGCUACGGAGGACAGAGAGGCGUCCUCCUCGGCACUGUCCUGCGCAGACGGUGGACGUGCCCACCCAAGGAGACCACAGUGGGGGUGGCGGCUGGCGACCGGCUGCGCUUCCGGCCAGGUGCUUUCCUGUCGAUUUUUAUGGAAUGCAAAAGGAGUUUUUUGUUUUAUUUUGGUUUUUUUUGUAAAGCUUAAACAAAAAAUCUACAUCUUCUACUUGAGCCUCCAUACUUAAAAAAAAGGAAAAAAAAAGAACAAAAAAAUAAAUAAAAAGAAACUGGGACACAGUUA
This is a messenger RNA of Arvicola amphibius (Eurasian water vole), 1665 nucleotides long. RefSeq names its product capping actin protein of muscle Z-line subunit beta (gene Capzb). Gene Ontology annotation, molecular function: actin filament binding. Bases 110 to 928 code for a protein of 272 amino acids. The record is from RefSeq and is a predicted model, not a curated record. The transcript has 9 exons. Gene Ontology annotation, cellular component: cytoplasm; F-actin capping protein complex. Gene Ontology annotation, biological process: cell morphogenesis; actin cytoskeleton organization; barbed-end actin filament capping. NCBI's taxonomy places the organism in Eukaryota, Metazoa, Chordata, Mammalia, Rodentia, Cricetidae.